Messenger RNA from Papaver somniferum (opium poppy), 600 nucleotides. RefSeq lists its product as uncharacterized. Bases 1 to 600 code for a protein of 199 amino acids. NCBI's taxonomy places the organism in Eukaryota, Viridiplantae, Streptophyta, Magnoliopsida, Ranunculales, Papaveraceae. The transcript has 2 exons. The record is from RefSeq and is a predicted model, not a curated record.
AUGGUCAUCUUAGAGGCGGUUGCUUCUUUCGAUAGAUGGUUUUGGCAUGGAUUUUUUGGAAAGCCGGGAUCAAACAAUGAUAUCAAUGUUUUAAACCAUUCUGAUGUGCUUGACGACGUCAAUAACAGUGUUGCCCCUCGGUGUGAAUUUGUUGUAAACGGACACAUGUACUAUGAAGGUUACUACCUGGCUGAUGAUAUAUAUCCAAGGUAUAAGGUACUCGUGGUUGCUUACAAAGAAUCGAUCCUAUGCCGAAAAAAGAAACUCUUCAACAAAUACCAGGAGGCCAAGAGGAAAGAUGUGGAAAGAGAUUUUGGUACUCUCAAACGCAAAUUCGCUAUUGUGAAUAAUCCGUGUAUGUAUUGGAAAAAAUCAGAUAUGAAAUCCAUAAUGAGAGGAUGCAUGAUAAUGCACAACAUGGUUGUGGAGAAUGAGUAUUGUGCACAGGAUUGGGAUGGUUUCCAAGAAAAUGCACCGAUUAUUAUAGAAAACCCUGUAGACGUGUACAUGGAUUCAGAAGACGUUGACCCUGAAAAUGAUGCUUAUCCUCCUGAAGACGAAGGAGAGGUAUACGGGAACUUUUUCGAGGAUGGGGAGUAA